This is a messenger RNA of Cebus imitator (Panamanian white-faced capuchin), 4475 nucleotides long. RefSeq names its product SPT3 homolog, SAGA and STAGA complex component (gene SUPT3H). The transcript is spliced from 10 exons. Gene Ontology annotation, biological process: transcription by RNA polymerase II. NCBI's taxonomy places the organism in Eukaryota, Metazoa, Chordata, Mammalia, Primates, Cebidae. Bases 177 to 872 code for a protein of 231 amino acids. The record is from RefSeq and is a predicted model, not a curated record. Gene Ontology annotation, molecular function: transcription coactivator activity.
GCAUAUACUUGCUCAAAAGGUAUUCUUUAGGUGAUGCUAGAAGGCCUCUUCAUGAAACAGCAGUUUUGGUUGAAGAUGUGGUACACACUCAGUUAAUUAAUCUGUUACAGCAAGCUGCUGAAGUUUCUCAGCUGCGUGGAGCAAGAGUAAUCACUCCUGAAGAUCUUCUGUUUUUGAUGCGCAAAGAUAAGAAAAAACUUAGAAGAUUGCUAAAAUACAUGUUUAUCCGAGACUACAAAUCAAAGAUUGUCAAAGGCAUCGAUGAGGAUGAACUUCUUGAAGACAAAUUGAGUGGCAGCAAUAAUGCGAACAAAAGACAAAAAAUUGCUCAAGACUUCCUCAACUCUAUUGACCAGACAGGAGAACUUUUAGCAAUGUUUGAAGAUGACGAAAUUGAUGAAGUUAAACAAGAAAGAAUGGAGAGAGCAGAGAGACAAACUCGAAUUAUGGAUUCAGCUCAAUAUGCAGAAUUCUGUGAAAGUCGACAAUUAAGUUUCUCCAAAAAAGCUUCCAAAUUCCGAGACUGGUUGGACUGCAGCAGUAUGGAGAUAAAACCCAACGUUGUCGCUAUGGAAAUUUUAGCAUAUUUAGCGUAUGAAACUGUGGCACAGUUAGUGGAUCUGGCUCUUCUUGUGAGGCAAGACAUGGUAACUAAGGCAGGGGACCCCUUCAGCCAUGCCAUUUCUGCAACCUUCAUUCAGUAUCACAACUCUGCUGAGAGCACUGCAGCCUGUGGUGUUGAGGCUCACAGCAAUGCCAUCCAGCCCUGCCACAUCAGAGAGGCCAUUCGACGCUACAGCCACAAGAUUGGCCCACUUUCCCCAUUCACAAAUGCCUACCGCAGGAAUGGGAUGGCCUUUCUAGCCUGCUGAUGUGACAACUGUGAUGUGCCUGAAGCAACAGGAAAGGCGAUGUUAUAUUAAGGUGAUUUCUUGAAAACAAAAUAAAAUACAAAUUUACCUUUCUCCCAACCAAGGGAGUGGGCUGGUUUGUUGUGACUAUCAGCUUGCUGACUCCUGCUCUUUUCCAGCCCCCUCAACCAUCGGUCUUGUUUACUAGAUGUGCUGUUCAGCUAAUUAAUGGCAGGAUGUUUGGGAUAGGGCGUAGGUGGACAAGAAUGCAGAUCACACGAUUCUGAAAUUUUAAUUUCAGUGGAUUUACUGCCCACCGCUCACAUAUCUUAAAAGUAGUGGUUGUCCCCCCCCUCCAGUGUUUUGUCUGUGUUUUAUUUGCUACAUUUUAUGAUUUAAGUUUAGAACAAGGAAACAAAAGGACAGUGAGUUUUCACCUUCCCUUAUACCACCAACUUUACUUUCCAACAUUUGUUGACUACAUGUAUUUUAGUGACAGCUGUUUUUUAAACUCACAGUAAUCAAAUAUCUAACAGACCUGAUAAAUCACCUGUUCCUAUCCCCUCUCCCCUUCACUCCACUUACAGUAUGAGUCAUUUUGAAUGCCUUCUUCCCAACUUCCUGCCAUCUGCCUUUUAUUUGUGUUUUUCCUCACACAGAACGUCUUACUCCAUCUUUGUUUCCCUCCUUUUCCUGUUCCUCCAAUCCCCAGACCUACUACUCCUGCACAUUUCAUGCACAUUUCAAAGCUAAGUAUUCAGAAUUAGUAGAAGGGGAACAGAGUAAUUUCUUGCUUCCCCCUUCAAAGCACCACCACACCUAGACUGGAAAUGUGGGCUUGGUAAUUUCUUGCUGUUAGCAGCUGAGCUACUCUUCUGGCUUCUAUACUUUCUCCAGUAAAUGAGGAACCGUAAUUCUUUGGAACCAACCAAAAUAUAGCAGAUGUAAUCGUACAGUUCCUGAUUAAUUUUACUUUUAUCAUGGUUUUUACAUACUUGAAACAGUCUUUGUAAAGAAUUAAUAAAAACAAAAGAAAAAUGUGAAAGAUUAUGCCACAUUAUUUACAUUUGUUAAUUGUCAUUUACCUGUUCUGUGUUAAUCUUUUUAGAAAAUAUUUGCAUGUCAGAAACAAAAAGCACAAAUAAUAUCAAAACAUUUCCAAAGGGUUUUGAUGUUCCAUCUAUCCUUGUUAAAAUGUAUGAAUAAACUUUUCUUUUUAUCAUUCUUAUUUUCCUUGGCAGCCAUAAGCAUGGAAAAUUAUAAGCUUACAGUAAACAUCCUAACUUUAAAAUGAUAGCAUUUAUUGUAUUUGGUUUUGAUCUGCCAGACUUAUACAUGGUAUAAAAUUUUCAGGGGCUGAUUGUUCACAUCAAAAUUUCUUCUCUCCCACAUUAUACAUUUUAAAGUAUGCACGAGGCAGAAAAUAUAGGGUUUGGGUUUUUUCCUUCAUUUUAUUCUACCUGAUCUCCUUACAGUCCCAGAGAAGGAAGACUCAACGUACAUUUCUCUCAGAAAUAUGACAGGUCUGUGUUUUUGUUGGUCUGGCUUAUGUUUGUCUAUCUUGAACAGUCUGACAGGUAAUUAUUUAUAAAAUCUGGUUUUGUCCAGUAAGUUCAUAUAAUAACCUUUCAUUUUUCAUCAUAAGCCAGUAAGCUGAAUUUAGAAUAAAGCAAGGUUAUUUAUGUCUGUUCUGAACCAGCCUACAUGUCCCCAUAAUUGCUCAAUAUUUUUAAUUCUUUUUUCUAUUUUUUACAUUUAGGUUCUUUCUGUGACUCUUUGCACAGUCCUAAAUUUGAAGUGAAAUAAAAUUUCCUUCACCAGUGACUAUAGAAAUAAAAGAAAACUUACAGAAGGAACAUUUAGGAAAAUGUGCUUCAGUAAAUGGUUUUCUCAAUAAUCAUAGUGUUAAAGCAGAAGAUAGUCUUAGAGAUCAUAGAGAACAGCUGCUUAUCUUACAGAUGAAAAAACAUGGCCUAGACAGGGAAAGUGACUUUCCUAAGAUCGCUUAAUAAUGGCAGUGACAGACCAGAGAUGAGAGUCGAUGGUCCCUGACUUUGUCUGCUGUUAUACAGUAUUUUCUGCUAUGCUGGGUUAUCAUAAGACAACUACUAAGACAUGUUGGGGUUUGAUGGCAUAUUUAUCCUAGACAACAAAGUAAAUUUAUAGAAAACUGCACUAAUUAUGAAUACCUCCUAAAGCUUAAGUGUUGUAUAGUAAAAUCUCAAUGGGACUGUGGUAUUAAGUAAACAAUCUGUUAUCUUACACAUCAGGCUCUACUAUAAUUCAAAUGGGAAUAUACAAAGCUAGUUUCAUAUUUUUCUCCCUUGCAUUUUAGAGACUGAAUUUGAAAAUAAGUAAGCCAAUAAAUAGCCUCUCUUGAUACUGCUUCCUACAUUUAAGGAUAAGGAAAGUAGAAAUAUUUCUCCCUUCACCUAAAUUUGAUAGUGUGACUUUCUGAACAUGCCAUUUAGAGGUGAUGUCAUUAGCUUUCCUGCCUUCUUAUAUUGUAAUAGUUGUGAUUCAAAAAUGCUGUUUCAAUUUUAAAACCAAGACUUUUUAUCUGAAAACCACUGGAAGCACAAAUAUAUUUUAAAUAGUUAUAUAAUUCCUGUGUCUGAGGAGAAACCUUCAUUUAUUGCUGUUCUUUGUUUUUAUAAAAUAAUAAACAAACCAUGUCUAAUGCUUUUACCAUGUAGAAGACAAAUAAAAAAAACCGCGUUUACUUGUUUAGAAUUAUAAAGUUUAAUUUUAUGAAUUUUUUUACAUAGUUCUCAAAUCAAGCAUUGCUUUCCAGUUCAUAUAACCUCUUGUGUAAAACUGAAUCACUAAAGAGAACAUAUUCUCUCAUCUGCCCCCUGGAAUUUGGAUAGAACCUUCCCAAGCUACAUUUAAAAUUCUACCAUCAACCAUGUAUACAUCUCAUAAAAUACUUUACAGUUUCCUGUAUGCUCUGGCCGAACAUUUCAUAGUACAUAAACACUUCUGCAAAUAAUCUAAGGGCAUCAAGUUGAAUAUGUCAUAGCUACGGACACUACAUAAAGCUAAUUCACCAGCAGCAUAUUUUCUUAUUUUUAUCUUCUUAUUUGAAAUUCAAGCUGAAACUUUAUGUGCUAUUGUUGUGCAGUGGCAGGGGUGAGAAGAGAGCAGGGAACUCCAGCAGUUUUUGUGGAAUUGUGUUCAUUAAAGCAAAGGCUUUCUGCAGAGGGCAUCUAGCCAAGCUGAAACAACAAAACCAUGCCUGCAGGAAUUGGAUGUAAAUGUGAUGGUUAAAUAAGGGCCAGAUGUCAUUAAAAACUCUAAUAUUAGAAAUUCAUAUCUCUUAAAGUAAGUCUCAAGUGUUGGAAGUCAGAUACUGAUACCAUAGUACCUAAAGAAAGAGACUUGCAUUUGUUUUCCAAAGCAAAAUAUUAAGUAUUCGAGCUGUUAUUAAGUCAUGGAAGUUUUGGCAAUUGAAGCAUAUUUUAAAGCAAUCAGUUCCUACAAAGCCACAAGAACGCCGAAUACAUGUGUCCUUGUUGGGAGCCACUGUAAUUCACUACACAGCAUGGGGUCCAUGAUCUCUUUUCUGCUCAUCACCACCCAAUAUUCAUUAUUCUCAUUUUUUUUCAAAGGAGAGUAAAGAUA